AUGGUUACUACAACAGAUGCGAAUCCAUUUGGUCAGGGAAUCCCUUUUCGUCAAGGGAAACCAAUACAGCUGGUGUCGAUAGUAAAUGGAAAGUUUGUGGUGAAUCUUGAAGCGGCUAAUGGGUUGUUGGAAAAGUUUCAACAACUACACCAAAGUGGGAGUAUUAAAGUUGUUUCUGUUGUUGGCAAUAAGCAUACUGGAAAAUCGCACCUUGCAAACCUUUUACAUGGUCGUCACGACGGUUUCGCAUUAGGCAAUUACUUAGACGUAACUACCACACGAGGAAUUCAAAUCUGGGAUACGCCAUUCAAUAAUAACGAUGGCGAUAACAAAGACACCGGAAACACAGUAUUAGUCCUCGAUUACGAAGGAUUCGAUGAUUUUCAACGAGACGAGAAAACACAACAGAAACUUUUUUUGUUGGCAUUAUUAAUAUCUGAUACACUUGUUUACACUAUUGAUAAGUCACCCAAUACGCAGAACAUGAAGCGUCUUUUUGCGGCUAAUAAUUUGAUCGAGUUAUUAAGAAAGAAGAGUUUUGCGAUAGAGGAUGAGAAUGAAGAUGUUAAGGAGGAGGAAUUGCGCGAGAGUUUUAAUGAUGAGAAUGAUGAGAAGGAAGAGGUUAAGGAGGAGGAAUUGCGCGAGAGUUUUGAUGAUGAGAAUGAUGAGAAGGAAGAGGUUAAAGAGGAUGAAUUUCGCGAGAGUUUUGAUGUCGCGUCGAAUUUAUUUGUCGUGAUCAAAGAUUUUAUGUUUGAUUUGUCGUCGAGUUCUUUUGAUUUAACGGACUUCUUUAUGGAGAAAAUGGAUUUUGUGGAUCCUGAUGAUUCAGCUGCUUUCGAAGAUAAUUUCCCCGUAAUUAACGUUCACGGAAUUCCACCACCUGGACUUGGACUCAAAGACCUCAGAAAAAUGAACACUAUACCAACAGACCGCUUUGACAAAUCAUACGUCAAAGAACUCGCCAUCACCAUCACCGAAAUUUUGUCGUCGCUCAAAUCGGAAAAUGACAAUAGCAUGAAUAGUGGUGACGCGUUCGUAAAAAGACUAAACAAAGUUUUGGAUUUUGUUAAUGAUGAUUCGAGAAAUAUCAAGUAUUUUAGUGCGACGACCAUGAAAGUAAAGAACGAUUUGAUGCAUGGUGUUGAAACUGUGUGGCGCGAAAUUGUUGAACCUGGGUUACAGAAGGAGACGCCGUUUGGAAAUGAAUCUAUACUAAGACGAAAAUUGAAUGAAUUCUCUCGCCAAAUAUUUGCUCAGUACAACCAUAUCGACGAAUCACCACAAAGACUCAAAAGCCUUAUCGAAGAAAAAGAAAAAUUAGCAGUCAAAAAGUGGAAAUCGUUGGUUCCCACAAAUAUUGCGGCAAUUGUGGACUUUAAAGUGAACUCUUCUGAUUUCCGAGGCUUGCCGUGGCCAGAACCCAAUUGGAAAUGGGACAAAACAGAUUUGAAUGCUGGUCAUGGCGGUAAAUUUAUUCAUAUUGGAUAUAAAUUGACCGAUGUUAAGAUUGAUAAUUUGGAGUUUUAUUCGCCCCCAGAAACGAAUCGAGGAUUUUUGUGGAAUUCUGCCGGCAGAUACUGGACUCACACCGACUGUGUGACUGCACUCUCUUAUAUUGCCUACGAUGAACCACGCACCACUAAACCACCCAACUGGGACUUUUGGUACCCGCAGGACCUAUCUGAAGGCGCCGGUGGAAAAUACAUAUACUUAGUGUGGAACGCGUGUGGUGAUAAACCUCCCGUUACUGAAAUUUAUUUCGAAUUCACUGAUGAUAAUGCACCACCAGAGAAAGAAGGAUGGGUGUUUGUUGAACAGGACUUGUGUGCUGGUUCAAAGGGACAGUAUCUUUGGGGAUUCUAUCAUCCGGAUCUUACACCUUCUCCAACGCCAUCACCUCCAGAAGAAUAA
Messenger RNA from Ambispora gerdemannii, 1911 nucleotides. NCBI's taxonomy places the organism in Eukaryota, Fungi, Glomeromycota, Glomeromycetes, Archaeosporales, Ambisporaceae. The record is from the annotation of a GenBank genome assembly.